Molecule: messenger RNA, 723 nt
Organism: Desarmillaria tabescens
Lineage: Eukaryota; Fungi; Basidiomycota; Agaricomycetes; Agaricales; Physalacriaceae
Exons: 2
Coding region: 106-591 (161 amino acids)
Source: RefSeq, a predicted model, not a curated record
CUCAAGCAGCGAGGCAUCCAAGAGCAAUUUUACAACGACAAGGUGAUCAUCGAGAAUUACAUGAAUAGAUGUGGUGAUCCCAACGCCGUCUGAGUCGUUGGAGUAAUGCUCAGGUUGGUUAAAGGGGAUGAAAAGGUCGAGGUCACCCUUGGCUGUAUUAUAUCGCGUCAUCCUAGCAUCAUCGGUCGAGACACUUGCGUAGUCGAGGCAACGUCGGAGCAUGAGGAGUGGAAGGGUAAACAACUGAUUGUCAAGAUCAGUUGGCCGGACAUCUGCCGAACAUCUGAAACAGAUUUUGUGGGAAAAGCUCGAGAGAAGGCUCGAAAUAUGACGCAAGGCAAAAGGCCAGAAUGGGCCCUAAAUCACUUGCCGGACAUUCUCCUCUCCCAAGACUUCGGCUAUGACAUAAAGUCUACUCAGACGAACCUGGUAGAUUUCUUCGCAAAGACCAUGUUUGCAGACAAGAAAUUUGAGUACGAGGGACGUGUGUGUCGAAUCGCUGUCCAAGAGAAACUGUAUUCCUUCGACGAACUGCAGACGCCUCAAGAGUAUGCUCAGGUCUUCUUCGAUAUUUUGCAGAUUCACAAAUGACUCUAUGAUCACCCGGGAAUUAUCCACCGGGAUACUAGCAAAAGCAACAUUAUGUGGCGCCGGACCAUCGAUGGUCAUCUACGCGGGGUCCUUAACGAUUUCGAUUUCUCCUCCUUCCGAGAUGACACUGCU